AAUAACAUUGGCAAACAUUCGUUUGGUAAAAUUGCUGAUUUAGACCAAUUACCCAGACAGCCUAUCCAUGCACUUAAAGUACUUUUUGAAAAUAAUACUUUGCUAGUAAUUAAAUCAUUUAUUUAA
Cetraspora pellucida is the source of this 126-nucleotide messenger RNA. The record is from the annotation of a GenBank genome assembly. Lineage: Eukaryota; Fungi; Glomeromycota; Glomeromycetes; Diversisporales; Gigasporaceae.